AUGCCAACGCUAAACACCCUCCCCCUCGAACUCCGCGUUGCAAUCCUGACCUCCCUCUCCCCGCCUGACCUCCUCGCCGCCUCCUCCUCAACCCGCGCCCUGCACUGCGCCUUCAAAGUCCUCGAACCCUCACUCCUCGUCGCGCACUUCGACCGAAAAUACCCUGGAGCCUUACACCCGUUAACCUGCGGCGAGACAAUCCUGCACCUCGUAAACCUAUCCCAGACCUCGCCCUGGCACCCAUCGUCCCUCGAACAACUCCUCGAACACGCCUGGCCGCGCUUCAAGAACCUCAGUCUCGAGGAAGCGCUCACGCCCAUCUGCGUCGCAAUCGCACGUACACAUCUCGCGUACAACGCGCGCGACAAGGCACUAUCCCUCCUGAAGCGCGUCUACACGCGUCAGGAACCAUUCACGCUCUCAACGCCGGUGAAUCUCGAUGCGAGGCUCAACCGCUCCGCUGGCAGGCUGAUGACGUACUUCGAGCUGCUGGAUCAGCCGCGGGCGGGGAUGUACCCCGUCGCCAAGAUGCUGCUUAGCCUGCUGGAAGGGACGGACGACGAGAUGUUAAAUAUAGGUGACGAGGUUUGCGGACAGAGCCCCGGGCUGCGCGCGGAGGUGAAGGUGCUGGAGAAGAAGUUCAAGAAGGGCUACACGCUUCUGAUUGGAGGUGAGGGGGUCGCGCAGCUACGGAUGAGCUGGAUGCCGAGUAAGUCCCGUGCUGAGGGGGCGAGGAUGGGCGAGGCGGGUGUGCUGUUCAAGACAGACUGUACGGGGUCGAAUUCGAAUUCGGCGGCUGCAAAAUGGCCGUUCUUCCAGCUUCAGGAUACGGUUGCUAUCAUGCGGAUGACGCGGUGGAGUCUGGCGGAUUAUAUGUGUGUGGCGUCGGCUGGAGGGGGGGAUUUGAUUGGGAUGACGACGCUGGAUAUGUGGGGACCAAAGGGCACCGGAAUGCCGCUCUACCGCACACCCCCCGACGAGUCCGAGAACGGGACGACGCUGGGAGCGCUCGUCGACCGCCCCGACGAUCCAAGCAACCAGGCUCUGCUCCGAUCGCUCGCGGGGAUUCUCCAAUCGGGUCUUAUUGGCGGGCCGGCCUACGCGUAA
Molecule: messenger RNA, 1107 nt
Organism: Aspergillus mulundensis
Lineage: Eukaryota; Fungi; Ascomycota; Eurotiomycetes; Eurotiales; Aspergillaceae
Exons: 2
Coding region: 1-1107 (368 amino acids)
Source: RefSeq, a predicted model, not a curated record